AUGUAUAACGGUAUAGGACUUCAAACCGCACGCGGUUCCGGCACAAAUGGAUACGUUCAAUCGAAUUUGUCGCAUCUUAUGCAAGCAAGAAGAAAAAUCGAGUAUAAUGGCGAGGAAGAUUUGCGAAAAAUGGAAGCUGAUCUCAACAAAAAACCCAACGAAGAGAUUAUGGAUCACAACAGAAAGCGGCAGAUUGAAGUGAAGUGUACUGAAUUCGAAAUGCUACUCGAAGAUAAAGGUUUGGAUGAUGAAGAUAUCGAGAAAAAGGUCAACGAAUAUCGUCAGAACCUUUUGAAACAACUCGAAUCUGGAGAGCUCAACGUCGAUAAAGAGUUAGAUACGAGAGAGUCUCAUGCUAGAAGACGUGCCGCCGCUCAGAACAGAGAUAAAAUGAGAAACGCGUUGGGAUUGGGCGAAGACUACGUUCCCGGAAGUUCUAUGGCCAAAAUGAACAAAUCUGACAUUAGAAAGAAUUCCAGCUCAUCAUCAUCCGAUUCGUCUUCUGAUUCUGACUCGGACUCGGAGAGUUCAUCCUCGUCUUCUUCUAGUGAGGAUGAAAAGGAGAAGCGUCGCAAGAAGCGUAACAAGGAGAAGAAGAGAAAGCUGAAGGAGAGAGAAGAGAAGCGAGAAAAGCUGAGACGGAAAGAAAAGGAACUUCUGGCAGCUUCAGAGAUCAAGGAAGAGGUAGAAUCUAGUGAUGAAGAAACAAGAAAGCGUGCCGAGACCAAAAGGGACGACAGUAGACGUAAUGAUCGUGGGGAUAGAAGAAGAGAGAGAUCCAGAGAAGAUCGACGUGACGAGCGUCAUAGAAGGUCUCCAGAAGUAUACCAAGAUCGCAGAAGAUCUCCAGAGGAACGCCAAGAUCGCAAAAAAUCUCCAGAAGAGCGUCGAGACCGUAGAAGGUCUCCGGAAGGAAGAACAGAGCGCAGAAGAUCACAGGAAGAGCGUAGAAGAUCUCCAGAAGAAAGAACAGAGCGCAGAAGAUCUCCUGAGGAACGUAGAAGAUCACCAGUUCGAGAAGAUCGCAGAAGAUCUCCUGAGGAACGUAGAAGAUCACCAGUUCGAGAAGAUCGCAGAAAAUCGCCUGCUCGACACGAGCGUAGAAGAUCCGUUGAUCGAGAAGAUCGUCGUAGAAGAUCUCCAGAAAGAGCUGAACGUCGUGAACGAUCCAGAAGUGCAGAUAGAAGACGUGGCAAUAAUAGAGAAAGAAGUAAAAGUGUGGAGAGAAGACGUCGUUAUGAUUCAUCUGAUGACGAGGAUCGAGUGGCCACAAAGAAAUCGAGAGUGGAGGAGUUCGAAGUGAAGCAAGAGGUUCUCAGUGAUUCUGAAGCGACACCAGCCAAGAAAGCUGAAGUCCAAAAUGGUUCUCCUGAAAAGGGGAAGAAGAGACAACGAAGAGAAUCCUCAUCGUCGUCAAGCUCAUCUUCUUCUGAUUCUGGAUCUGGUUCCGGAUCGUCGUCAUCGUCAUCAUCUGAUUCGUCGUCGGAUUCAGAUUAA
Messenger RNA from Caenorhabditis briggsae, 1497 nucleotides. RefSeq names its product Protein CBR-RSR-2 (gene Cbr-rsr-2). The transcript has 4 exons. Lineage: Eukaryota; Metazoa; Nematoda; Chromadorea; Rhabditida; Rhabditidae. The coding region runs from base 1 to 1497 and encodes 498 amino acids. The record is from RefSeq and is a predicted model, not a curated record.